Perkinsus marinus ATCC 50983 is the source of this 841-nucleotide messenger RNA. RefSeq lists its product as hypothetical. The annotation marks the transcript as partial. Lineage: Eukaryota; Perkinsozoa; Perkinsida; Perkinsidae. The transcript is spliced from 8 exons. Gene Ontology annotation, cellular component: mitochondrial matrix. Gene Ontology annotation, molecular function: serine-type endopeptidase activity; ATP-dependent peptidase activity; ATP binding. Gene Ontology annotation, biological process: protein catabolic process; proteolysis; mitochondrion organization. The record is from RefSeq and is a predicted model, not a curated record.
CCCGUCGUUGUUAUGGGACGUGAAUAGGGAGACUGGAUGUGAUAAGCUGAUGAGAGAGGUGCCUGAGAAUGUCGACUGUAUCAUCACUCCCAAGCGGCUGGUCGAUCUAGUUGGCAAACCUGCAUUCACGAGCGAACGCCUCUUUGAAGGUGCAUCUCCUCCAGGAGUCGUGAUGGGACUGGCUUGGACGGCGAUGGGAGGGACAGUUUUAUAUACGGAGACUGUCGUGGUCCCGAGCAAUGAAUCUAAAGGUGGGAUUGAGAUAACCGGACAGUUAGGGGAGGUCAUGUCGGAGUCUACUAAGAUAGCUCUCACAGUGGCUAAGAGAGUUGUUCAUUCGAUCCAACCCGACUCUAAGUUUUUCGAUACGACGAAGAUACAUUUGCAUUUCCCUGAAGGAGCUACUCCAAAGGAUGGCCCUUCGGCUGGUGUAACCAUUGCUACAGCAUUGUGCUCUCUGGCUCUACAGAGGUCAGUCAAGGACAAUUUAGCGAUGACUGGAGAGCUCUCGCUCAGUGGUUUGGUAUUACCCAUUGGAGGAGUGAAGGAAAAGGCAAUUGCUGCCGUUCGAGCUGGUGUCACGACACUGUGUUUACCCCUACAGAAUAAACACGAUGCAGCAGAGCUACCAGAGUAUCUUAAGAGUAAUCUCACGAUCUACUUCGUGCGAGACUUCGAGGAGAUUGCUCGCAUCGCUCUCGGGAUCGGCUCUCCGGCGGUGGAAACUGAAGUGGCCAGACCAUCUGGCAUCGACCACGCGCCAGCACGAUGACUUUCUUUCUUCAUCAAGUUGACUCGUUCACAUUUGCUGUUCCUAUCAUUCACAAGUUUCUGGAGGAUG